AGAUGCUCGAAUGAUAAAGCUUUAAAGACAAAGGCUAUCCCACAAGGCUUUGCGUAUUAUUUUACGAGAAAAGACAGAGGCGGUAGUCGCCAUAUUAGCUAUCAUCAAAGGGAAAGGUUGUGUUAGUGAAAGCGUGAUGGCGUACAACGGACACCCAGCGAAAAGAAUAAAAACAGAGCCUGAUGCACGGGGAUAUGGAUAUGGGUAUGCUCCAAAUAGGGGUGGUGGACGAGGGCAAGAUGAAGACCGGGUAAACCACAUUUUGCUAAUGACUAUUCUUAAUCCCGCAUAUCCCAUCACUGUGGAUGUUAUUCACACCAUCAGUAGUCCAAGUGGGAAAGUGCAAAGAAUUGUCAUUUUCAAAAAGAAUGGAGUACAGGCAAUGGUUGAAUUUGACAGUGUAGAAUCUGCGAAACGAGCAAAGCAGUCAUUGAACGGAGCUGAUAUUUAUUCAGGAUGCUGCACGUUGAAAAUUGAAUAUGCCAAGCCCAAAAGACUAAACGUGUUCAAAAAUGACAAUGAAAGCUGGGACUACACGAAUCCUACCCUUGGAAAAGCACCAGGCAAUGAAAGACCUGCCCUUCUCCAGGAACCUCCACGUUUUGGAGGUGGUCCACAGAAUUUUACUGAAGGAGGACGUGGGCCACCAGUUGCUCCAGGAUAUGGGCCAGACAGAGGCGAUGGAUUUGAUGGAUACGAUAAUUCUGGACCUCGUUCAGUACCUCCAGCACCUGGGGGUUAUGGAGCAGGCGAGCCCUAUGCACCACAGGAUCGUUACGGUGGACCACCACCACCAGAUAGGUUUGGAAGAUUUGGAGGAGGAAGAGAUGCUUAUGAUGGCCGCCCUGAAGGACCACCACCUGGCCCACCAGGACCACGUGGUCCAGGCUAUGGACCUAUGGGUGGACCCCCACCUGGAGGAGCUGGUCCUCAUCAAGGUUCUGUUAUGAUGGUGUAUGGUUUAAAUCCAGAGAAGAUGAAUGCCGACAAACUGUUUAAUCUGUUCUGUCUAUAUGGGAAUGUGAUCAGGAUCAAGUUCUUAAAGAGUAAAGAAGGUUGUGCCAUGAUUCAGAUGGGAGACCCAAUUGCUGUAGAAAAAAGUGUCACCCACAUGAAUGGAGCCAUGUUUUUUGACCACAAGAUGAAUUUAGGCUAUUCCAAACAAGCUUUCCUGAAUGAUGUUCAGCAACCAUACGAACUUCCUGAUGGCACUCCCUCUUUCAAAGACUACAUGGGGAACAAAAAUAACCGUUUCACGACCCCAGAAGCAGCCAUGAAGAAUCGGAUUGCACCACCUUCCAAGAUGCUUCAUUUCUUCAACACCCCAAGUGGAAUUACUGAAGAUGAAUUGAAAAAGCUAUUUGAGGAUGCUGGGGUGAAGCCACCUGUGUCUGUGAAAAAAUUCCAGUCAAAAUCUGAGAGAAGCUCAUCCGGACUACUGGAGUUUGCUGGAGUGUCUGAUGCCCUUGAAGCUCUGGCUGUUGUCAACCAUAAGGCUAUUCCCAACCCUGAUAGCAAAUUUCCAUACAUCACCAAACUGUGUUUUUCAACCACUGGACCACGCUUUUAGAUAUCAUUAAGUAUGAUGCCAUUUUAAUGUUUAACGUUUCCUGCACUUCAAACUUCAGUGGGCUCUGUUGGUGUUUGUCUCAACUAGUCUUAGACAAGAUGUUAAGGAGACUGUUUUUUUUUAAAUGUUCAUUUUAGUAAACAGUUUUACCUCUGCAUACUUACACUUGCAUCAUUAAUCACCAUUGUCAAAAUAUAGAAAUUGAUGACUUCCUUUUGUGGAUAUUCAUUGGUUAAACUGUCAAGUCUUGUCUUGUAAAAAUAUAAUCGCAUUGACUUUAAGUAAAUGGCAAAGGCUUUAAUAUUAUUCGAAUCUUGUAGGUUUUAUGUACAAUUUUGUUUAAAGCUAAUUCAGUCCAGCUGUGGUUGAUUUCUUUUGUUACAUAUGAAAUAAAGAUGUCCAGGUAUGAAA
Messenger RNA from Limulus polyphemus (Atlantic horseshoe crab), 1981 nucleotides. RefSeq names its product heterogeneous nuclear ribonucleoprotein L-like (gene sm). The record is from RefSeq and is a predicted model, not a curated record. Gene Ontology annotation, biological process: mRNA processing; regulation of RNA splicing. Gene Ontology annotation, cellular component: nucleus. Gene Ontology annotation, molecular function: mRNA binding. The transcript has 15 exons. The coding region runs from base 137 to 1570 and encodes 477 amino acids. NCBI's taxonomy places the organism in Eukaryota, Metazoa, Arthropoda, Merostomata, Xiphosura, Limulidae.